This is a messenger RNA of Dunckerocampus dactyliophorus (ringed pipefish), 3801 nucleotides long. It is a transcript of the gene tmlhe, whose product is annotated as trimethyllysine hydroxylase, epsilon. The record is from RefSeq and is a predicted model, not a curated record. Lineage: Eukaryota; Metazoa; Chordata; Actinopteri; Syngnathiformes; Syngnathidae. Gene Ontology annotation, biological process: carnitine biosynthetic process. Gene Ontology annotation, molecular function: trimethyllysine dioxygenase activity; iron ion binding. The coding region runs from base 379 to 1596 and encodes 405 amino acids. The transcript is spliced from 7 exons. Gene Ontology annotation, cellular component: mitochondrion.
GGGAGGUAAUUAUUAGAAUAUUAUAGUGUUAUUAUUAAUAAUAUUAUUAGUUUUAUUAUUUUCCUCUCGUUUUGUCGGAAUUAACAUAAAAUAAGAUACAAGGCCCAUGUUGCGGACUCUGGUACAGUAGGUGGCGGUAUGCAUCUUUCAAGUCGCCAUUAAACCAAAAGAAGAAGAAGAAGAAGAAGAAGAACGUAGGUAAAGGUGUUUGAUCAACAGUUUCAGGUCCUUCUAGAAACAAAGAGGACCCAUUUUAUAGCUCUGUAAAACUCGGUUUUAAUAAAAGCAAGGAGGGCCCAGGAAGUGCUCACUGGUCACUGGUCAGUGGUCACUGCCGCGGCCGUACAGUUGUAGAACUUCCGGCUUUGGAUAUUCGCGAUGCUCAGGACGCUUAGCAGAAGUGUUCGGUUUAUUGUCAGGCACACCCCACGGACCCAAUGGACACACAAGACGCAAGUUCGGCGCUUCGCUGCCCCCCCAGCAGCUCCACACUUACUCGAAGACCGUCUAGAGCUCCACUACGGAGGUAAUCGACUGCACUUGGACUACGUGUGGCUGCGGGAUCACUGCCGCUCUUCCUCUUCGUACAACUUACAAACCAACCAGCGGAAGUUGGACACUGGAAGUAUUGACCUCAACAUCCGUCCAGAGCACACCAGAGUUGAAGAUGACCAUCUCAUCCUCACUUGGCCUGGUGGUCACGUAUCCAAAUACAGCCUUAGCUGGCUAGCUGAAAACAGCUACGAAGCUAUGAACCAGCGCACGGUACAGCCACGCAUUCUAUGGAACGCUGACAGCUAUAACAACGCACACGUGCCCUCCACCACAUGGGACACCUUCAUGAGCAGUGACGAUGAAGUGAAGAAGUUUUUGCAGAAUUAUCUUCUCUACGGGAUCGCUUUCGUCAACGACGUCCCUGUCACCAUUGAAGCCACGGAGGCCGUUUGUAAUCGAGUCAGUCUUAUCAGGGAGACGACAUACGGGAGAAUGUGGUGCUUCACGUCAGAUUUUUCCAGAGGAGACACCGCCUACAGCCAGCUGGCCCUGGACCGCCACACUGACACGUCUUAUUUCCAGGAACCAUGUGGAAUUCAAGUUUUUCACUGCCUGAAGCAUGAGGGAACGGGAGGGAAGACACUCCUCGUGGAUGGAUUCCACGCGGCAGAAAACGUUCGCAAGCAGUCGCCAGAACAUUUUGAGCUGCUUUCCAGCGUUCCCAUCAGACACGAAUACAUGGAAAACACCGGCAGCCACCGAAACCACAUGACAGGCAUCGGACCCGUCCUUAACGUCUAUCCCUGGAAUAAUGAACUUUACCUGUUACGGUACAACAACUAUGACCGAUCAGUGAUUAACACCAUCCCUCAUGAUGUCGUUCGGCGCUGGUAUGUGGCUCAUCGAGAGCUGACCACAGAACUGAGGCGACCAGAAAAUGAGCUGUGGGUGAAACUGACCCCGGGAAAAGUGAUUUUCAUUGACAACUGGCGAGUCAUGCACGGGAGGGAAGCGUUCACCGGCGUAAGGCAGCUCUGUGGAUGCUAUCUGACCAGAGAUGACGUUCUGAGCAGCGCACGUGGUUUGGGGCUGCAGGUGUAACCCCAGACAACGACAGCUCCUUAACUCUGGUACUUUGCAGACCAUUCACGACUUGAAUGCUCGCCUGAAUCCACAAAUGAAUGCUGGCUGUUUCAUUAUAAUAAUUGCAAAAACAAAAUGAUAAUAUAUACUAAUUCAAUAAAUAAUUUAGGACAACAUUUGAAUUUUAUAAUACCUUUUCAUACACUUACCAGUCAAAAUAUAAGUAAAGGUUGUACAAAGUCACAUCACGCUUCCAAGUUACUCUCUCGGUUUUUCAAAAAUAUACAAAUGAAUAAAUCUUGCAGUUUCAUGGUUGAAAAAUAUGCAUAUGUAAACAAUUUUUUAUUUAUUUUUGGCCUAAAUGAAGCAUAAAAGUGGCUACAUGAACUAAAAUACAAGCAUACGACAUUCAGAAAUCGCAGUAAAAGACACAUUUUGAUAUGUAGUAUUCUACACUGGCAGUAGGUGUCAGUAAUGUUACAUUGAUGGGACAAUAGCCACUGCAGGAAGUUAAAAAAAAAAAAAGAACAAGGAACUUUGUCAAUGCUCUCAUACGUGAGUCUAUAUUAUGUCUUAUUUUCUCUUGUUAUGUCUACUAUAUCGGGUAGUAGGGGUGCUAUUUCACGUCUAGAGGGCUCUAAUGUUAAAAACCGCAUUUAGAAGGUUGUAAACAGGUUUUCUGUGCUCUAACUGCGAAAAUAUUCUGUUCAUACACAAGGAAUGCUACUUUGCUGAACCAAUUACCCGCGAGGGAAGACUGUCCAGUCACCCCUCGCCACAUCGCCGUUCGAAUUUCGCUGCUUCACGCUAUCACGUUUUUUUUUUUUUAAUACGGGUAAUUAUUAGUCAAAAAACAUGCAUAUUUAAGCAAAUUUUAAGUCAUUUUUAUGCCUAAAUGAAGCAUUUUCAAGCAUAUAAAAUGGCUACAUGAACCAAAAUAAGGCAUUCAGAAAUCACAUUGAAAGACAUGUUUUGAUAUGUAGUAUUCUACACUGGUCACUAGGUGUCAGUAAUGUUACGUUGAUGGGACAAUAACCACUGCAGGAAGUAAAAACAAAAAAAAUAAAUAAAAAAGAACAACAAGGGACUCUGUCAAACAUGUGGGUAUAUAUUAUGUCGUAUUUUCUGUUAUAUUGGGUAAUAGCAGUGUAAAGGUGACUAUAGGGUGCUAUUUCAUGUCUAGAGGGUUCCAAUAAUUGGAAAAACUGUGUUUAGAAGGUCUUAAUCAGUUUUUUUAUGCUCUUACUACAAAAAUGUUCCAUUUAUAAAUAAAGGAUCCUACUGUGCAGAAGAAAUAAGCAAGGAAUGAGUGUAUGGUGUGAAAUUUGUUCAGUUAACUUGUGGUACUUUUCUGCCCCCUGCUGGCAUGACAGGGGAUCAGGUGAAGCACAAAUUGUACUGAUUGGAUGAUCACGAUCAUGCAUUCCCGUCGCUACAGUACACCAUUUAGUAUACAUGUACCAUCUUUUAAGAUGCAAGCCUCCGUGACAAUGGAUAACAUGCGUCACGUGUUACUUUUACAAUUCGAUGUUACGAGAUGUGCGGGUGCGCCUCAUUCAGCGCGGGCAGCCAACUGUUGCGAUGAGGACCUAAGAGACAUGUAGGGUGAACGCAGAAGAUGCGGCGCCACUCUGACUCCCAUCACCGACAAUGAGGAGACGGCUGUAGUAACCAUGGAAACAGCCGAGGAUACUGAAGUUGUCCUGGUAACUCGGUGAUUGAGAGCAUUCAGACUGGAGGUACGACUAGAAUCGGGUCACGUGAGGUGACCAGUUGGAUCAAUGAGUUCCCGCGGUGACGCCAAUGUUAAAAGAAAGAGGAAAUCUGCUGGAUUUCACACAAUAAUUGUAGGAAAGGUCUAUGGAGAGUGACUGGAAAUGUCAAUAUUUAACGUAGAUGCCAACUGAAAGGGCGCGGUGUUUUACUCGAGCUUCGCCGCAUCUCAUUUGCGUCUGAAUCUCACAUGUGACACAUUCUGAACAACAAAUUCAUUGUUGGCUCUGGCGGCUGCGAAGCAGUGCAACGAGCUGCACAAGACUAACCAGUUCACUCAUUAUUAACAAGCUAAACCAGGAGUGUCCAAAGUGCGGCAGCCCGCAGCUGCUUUUGAUUGGCCCACGGCAAAUUCUGAAAAAUACAAUUUAACAAGAAAACUAAAAAGAAAAAAUACAAUGAAAACUUUAUUUUGUUAAUAUUAUAACUUAAAAAACAAAACUAAAAGGA